Molecule: messenger RNA, 783 nt
Organism: Protopolystoma xenopodis
Lineage: Eukaryota; Metazoa; Platyhelminthes; Monogenea; Polystomatidea; Polystomatidae
Source: the annotation of a GenBank genome assembly
AUGCCAGGUCCGCCGUUCGCGUUUGGCGCUCUGCUUGUCCUCUCAGCCCUUCUUGUAUCAAUGCUUAUUCCAGAGAACCCGCAUGCCACUCGUCUCAAUAAGCCUCGGUUGCCAAACGGCCUCAGUCCUGGCAAAUUCUCUGGGAGUUGGUCGGAUUCCGCUGACUGCAGUGGCGCCGCUUGUUCUACUAAUUCAAUUUCCACAGGUAAAGACCACAGUCAGCAUUACCUUGCGACAAAUACACGCCGAUUGCUUCAGGCCAGGCAAAAGCCGGGAAUCAGAUUUGCUGGUCAUAAAUACGGUCUGGAUCAAUGCGAACAAAUGAAUAAAGACCAUUCGUAUUGCCAACACCAUAAGAAUCUUUAUGGUUCUUCACAUUCUGGAAGGGAGUCUGCUUGCCAUUGCCCAACUCAUCACCGUCGUUACGGGCACGUAAACAUCCAGGUAGCCAAUAACGAGGCAUGUCCUAUUUGUCUAAGCCAUUCCAGAUCUUCAAGCAAUACUAGCGCAACAAUCAUGAUGCCCUCGGAAGCUCGGUCCCCUCUUUGCCCCCAACACUUGGAUGAGCAGCAAUUCUGUCUACUACGGCCUGCUGAUCCUUCAGAAAGAUAUGAGAGUGACGUAAAACAACGAAUGGAUUACUCCGAUGGAGGAUCAACCGAUUUCCAGGAUAACCAUGGCUCCUUAAAAUGCUCCUCUUACGAAAGUCUCCUCUGGGAUACCAAGGCCCCUCUUGCACGAAAUGGCAAGUCUUUAAGUUGUGGAUUUUUCCCCGUUUCCUAA